UUCAUGCCCAGGAGAAGGCUGCUGUGGGUCCCUCUGGACUUUUCCUAAGCAGGAGAUCCCCAUUCACUAGAUGACUUCCAGAAGUAUCCACUGAGGCUUCUGCAGCCCUCCUCCAUCAGCCGAGCUUGACUGCAAGCCCCACCACUCAAGAUGAGUGGCUUCCUGGCCUCGCUGGAUCCCCGGCGGGUGCAGUGGGGGGCUGCCUGGUACGCCAUGCACUCCAGGAUCCUGCGUACCAAACCAGUGGAGUCCAUGCUGGAGGGCACUGGGGCCACCACGGCACAUGGCACCAAGCUGGCCCAGGUGCUCACCACUGUGGACCUCAUCUCUCUUGGAGUCGGCAGCUGCGUGGGCACUGGCAUGUAUGUGGUGUCUGGCCUGGUGGCCAAGGAAAUGGCAGGGCCUGGUGUCAUUGUGUCCUUCAUCAUUGCUGCAGUCGCAUCUAUACUAUCAGGAGUGUGCUAUGCAGAGUUUGGAGUCCGAGUCCCCAAGACUACCGGAUCUGCCUACACCUACAGCUAUGUCACUGUUGGGGAAUUUGUGGCUUUUUUCAUUGGCUGGAACCUGAUCCUGGAGUACCUGAUCGGCACUGCAGCCGGUGCCAGCGCUCUGAGCAGCAUGUUUGACUCACUGGCAAACCACACCAUCAGCCGCUGGAUGGUGGACAGCGUGGGGACCCUCAAUGGCCUGGGCAAAGGCGAAGAAUCCUACCCUGACCUUCUGGCUCUGCUGAUUGCAAUCAUUGUGACCGUCAUUGUUGCUCUGGGGGUGAAGAACUCUGUGGGCUUCAACAACGUCCUCAACGUGCUGAACCUGGCAGUGUGGGUGUUCAUCAUGAUCGCAGGCCUCUUCUUCAUCAACGGGAAAUACUGGGCCGAGGGCCAGUUCUUGCCCCAUGGCUGGUCUGGGGUGCUGCAAGGAGCAGCUACAUGUUUCUACGCUUUCAUUGGCUUUGACAUCAUUGCCACCACCGGGGAAGAAGCCAAGAAUCCUAACACGUCCAUACCAUAUGCUAUCACUGCCUCGCUGGUCAUCUGCCUGACAGCAUAUGUGUCUGUGAGCAUUAUCUUAACCCUGAUGGUGCCAUAUUACGCCAUUGACACUGAAUCCCCGCUCAUGGAGAUGUUUGUGGCUCAUGGUUUCUAUGCUGCAAAGUUCGUAGUGGCCAUUGGGUCAGUUGCGGGAUUGACAGUCAGCUUGCUGGGCUCCCUCUUCCCAAUGCCGAGGGUGAUUUAUGCCAUGGCUGGUGAUGGGCUCCUGUUCAGGUUCCUGGCUCACGUGAGCUCCUACACAGAGACACCAGUGGUGGCCUGCAUCGUGUCGGGCUUCCUGGCCUCCCUCCUCUCCCUAUUGGUCAGCCUGCGAGACCUGAUAGAGAUGAUGUCCAUUGGCACACUCCUCGCCUACACGUUGGUCUCUGUCUGCGUCUUGCUUCUUCGAUACCAACCUGAGAGUGACAUUGAUGGUUUUGUCAAGUUUUUAUCUCAGGAGCACACCAAAAAAAAGGAAGGCAUCCUGGCUGACUGUGAGAAGGAAGCUUGUUCUCCUGUGAGUGAAGGGGAAGAGUUUUCUGGCCCAGCCACCAACACAUGUGGGGCCAAGAACCUGCCGUCUUUGGGAGACAACGAGAUGCUCAUUGGGAAAUCAGACAAGUCAACCUACAACGUCAACCACCCCAACUAUGGCACCGUGGACAUGACCACAGGCAUAGAAGCAGAUGAAUCUGAGAACAUUUAUCUCAUCAAGUUGAAGAAGCUGAUUGGGCCCCGUUACUAUACCCUGAGAAUCCGGCUAGGCCUUCCAGGCAAAAUGGACCGGCCCACUGCAGCAACAGGGCACACAGUGACCAUCUGCGUGCUCCUGCUCUUCAUCCUCAUGUUCAUCUUCUGCUCCUUCAUCAUCUUUGGUUCUGACUACAUCUCAGGGAGGAGCUGGUGGGCCCUCCUUUUGGUUGCUCUAAUGGUGCUGCUGAUCAGCAUCCUGGUGUUUGUGAUUCUGCAGCAGCCAGAGAACCCCAAGAAGCUGCCCUAUAUGGCCCCCUGCCUCCCCUUUGUGCCUGCCUUUGCCAUGCUGGUGAAUAUCUAUCUCAUGCUCAAGCUCUCCACCAUCACAUGGAUCCGGUUUGCAGUCUGGUGCUUUGUGGGUGUGCUCAUUUACUUUGGGUAUGGCAUCUGGAACAGCACCCUGGAAAUCAGCGCCCGGGAAGAGGCCUUACACCAGAGCACGUACCAGCGCUACGACGUGGACGACCCCUUCUCGGUGGAGGAGGGCUUCUCCUACGCCACCGAGGGCGAGAGCCAGGAGAACUGGGGCGGGCCUGCUGAAGACAAAGGCUUCUAUUACCAACAGAUGUCAGAUGCGAAGGCAAACAGCCGGACAAGUAGCAAAGCGAAGAGCAAAAGCAAACACAAACAGAACUCAGAGGCCCUGAUUGCAAAUGAUGAGUUAGAUUAUUCUCCAGAGUAAGGAUAAACAUACAGAGGGUAGCAAUGGCGAUUGGUUUUCAGCAACUUCACUUGUGGGCUCAAAGGUGAAGGCUUUUUUCACUCUUAUUACCCCAAAGUCCAUCCCCAUCAUAGCCUUUCACUUGCUAUUUUUGCUCAUCGGAAUGGUUCUAAAGAAGGAUUUGGCCCAGGGUUCCUAGCUGGUCUCU
Molecule: messenger RNA, 2653 nt
Organism: Octodon degus (degu)
Lineage: Eukaryota; Metazoa; Chordata; Mammalia; Rodentia; Octodontidae
Gene: Slc7a14
Product: solute carrier family 7 member 14
Exons: 7
Coding region: 151-2466 (771 amino acids)
Biological process (GO): transmembrane transport; amino acid transport
Cellular component (GO): plasma membrane
Molecular function (GO): amino acid transmembrane transporter activity
Source: RefSeq, a predicted model, not a curated record